Corylus avellana is the source of this 3233-nucleotide messenger RNA. The record is from RefSeq and is a predicted model, not a curated record. NCBI's taxonomy places the organism in Eukaryota, Viridiplantae, Streptophyta, Magnoliopsida, Fagales, Betulaceae.
UGUGGCAGAACAACCAAGUUCCAACCAUUAGCUUCAAAGUUUUCCUUAACUCUAUGGGGCUUCCCACCUUCAUCCUUGCAGUUGUUUCUGUCUUCUGCUUUUGUUUGGCCACCUAUGGCAUUGUCGGGAAUGAGACAGACCGACAUGCCUUGCUUGAUUUCAAGGCCAAAAUAAUCUCUGACCCUUUCAUGGUUUUGAGCUCAUGGAACGACACCACCCACUUCUGCCAUUGGCGUGGCGUCACAUGUGGUCGCCGCCACCAAAGGGUCACGGAGUUGCGCCUUUCAUCUCAGAAACUCGUGGGGUCUAUAUCUCCUUCCAUUGGAAACUUGAGCUUUCUAAGGCUUCUGAAUCUCUCAAAGAAUAGCUUCAGUCACAAAAUCGCUCCACAAAUAGGCCAUUUGCGUAGAUUGCUGAUACUACAGUUGUCCAAUAAUUCAUUUGGUGGGAGUAUUCCUGCAAAUGUAUCUCGUUGCUCUAACCUCAAGUUUUUCAGUCUUAGUUAUAACAAUCUGGUCGGGCAUAUUCCUGGUGAGUUUGGCUCCUUGUCAAAGCUCCAAAUAUUUGCUGUCAACAAAAACUUACUAACAGGAAGUAUCCCUCCAUCUCUUGGCAACUUAUCGUCACUUAAGGUAUUUUCAGCACCCUUAAAUUAUCUGAGCGGGCAUAUCCCUGAUACUCUUGGCCAAAUUAUGAGUCUUCAAUAUAUUGCACUUGCUUCAAAUAACUUAUCUGGUACCAUCCCUCCAUCAAUCUUCAAUCUCUCUUUUAUUACAAAUUUUGAUGUGGGAGUUAAUCAAAUUCAAGGGAGUCUUCCGUUGGAGUUGGGCAUAACUCUUCCUAAUCUCCAAAACCUUGCCGUUUCCAUGAACCAAUUUACAGGCUCCAUUCCUCCUUCAAUAUCCAAUGCCUCAAAUCUGGAAAGCCUUACAGUUGGUGAAAACUCUUUUACUGGAAAUGUGCCUUCUUUGGAAAAGCUGCAUAAGCUGUAUAGGUUGAGCACUACCAAUAACUACCUAGGAAGUGGGGAGGCUGAUGACUUAAGUUUUCUCUUAUCUUUAACCAACGCCACCAGCUUAGAACUGUUGGCUAUUGAUGGCAACAAUUUUGGUGGGGUCUUGCCUGAAUGCAUCAGUAACUUCUCAUCUACUCUUAUAUAUUUUUCGAUAAGUGGCAAUAGUAUAGAUGGAACGAUUCCAAGUGGGAUCACGAAUCUUGUCAACUUAGAGAGAAUUUACAUGUGGAAUAACCAAUUGUCAGGUAACAUUCCCACUAAUAUUGGAAAGCUUCAAAGAUUGCAGGAACUGAUUCUACAAGGAAACCAUCUCGCAGGCAACAUACCGGACUCUCUUGGAAAUUUAACUCUGUUAACCAAACUAUCUUUUAUGGACAACAAUUUUCAGGGAAGCAUUCCUUCAAGUCUAGGUAACUGCACCUUCUUGGUCUUAUUGGAUCUUUCUAAUAAUAAUCUUAGUGGUACCAUACCCCCACACGUGAUCGGUCUCUCAUCCUUGGCAAUCUCUCUUGAUUUGUCCCAAAAUCGCUUAAUGGGUCCCCUUCCCAUGGAAGUCGGAAAUCUGAAAAAUCUGGGUGCUUUGUAUAUGGCAGAAAACGUGUUAACGGGUGAAAUUCCAAGUAGUCUUGGCAGUUGUAUUAAGCUAGAGCUUCUAGACAUGCAUGACAACUUUUUCGAGGGGACCAUUCCAUCAAGUUUAGAUUCUUUGAGAGGAAUUCAAGAAUUAGAUCUUUCUCGGAAUAAUUUGUCAGGAAAAAUUCCAAACUUUUUUGUGGGUUUCAACUCCUUGGAUCUUUUGAAUCUAUCUUACAACAAUUUUGAGGGUAUGGUGCCAGCAGACGGUGUUUUCAAGAACUCAAGUGCAACUUCAAUUGUGGGAAACAGUCAACUUUGUGGGGGAAUUGCUGAGAUGCAGUUGCCUAAAUGUAGCGUCAGAGAGACUAAGAAGACGAAAUUGAACUCAACCAUGAAAUUAAUUAUCUCCAUAGUUUGUGGGCUUCUAGGAGUAAUUUUUGUGCUGUCUUUUUUAUUUGUCUAUUGGUUAAGAAGGAAAAGAAAAGAACCCACUUCAAGUUCCUCACGAAAUUUGUUUUUAAAUUUGUCAUACCAAAGUCUCCUAAAAGCCACUGAUGGGUUCUCCCCUGCUAAUUUGCUUGGUGUGGGUAGUUUUGGAUCUGUGUAUAAAGGAAUCAUUGAUGAGGGUCGAAUGAUAAUUGCUGUCAAGGUGCUCAAUCUUCUGCGCCGUGGAGCUUCCAAGAGCUUUCUUGCUGAGUGUGAGGCCAUCAGAAACAUCCGGCAUCGAAAUCUUGUAAAGAUACUAACAGUUUGUUCAGGUAUUGAUUAUCAGGGUAAUGAUUUCAAGGCUAUAGUUUAUGAAUUCAUGGUCAAUGGUAGCCUUGAGGAUUGGUUGCAUCCAAUUGUUAAAGAAGAUGAGACGCACCAGGAGCAAAAGAAUCUGAAUCUUGAUCAAAGAUUGGAUAUCGCAAUUAAUGUUGCGAGUGCAUUGGAAUAUCUCCAUUAUAAUUGCCAAAGUCAAAUCCUCCAUUGUGACCUCAAGCCGAGCAAUGUUCUUCUCGACAAUGAAAUGAUUGGACAUGUUGGAGACUUUGGGUUAUCAAGAUUCUCUCCCGAAGAUAAAGAUAACUCUUCAACCAACCAGUCGAGCUCUAUUGGCGUCAGAGGAACUAUUGGUUAUACUCCUCCAGAGUAUGGUAUGGGAAAUGAGGUGUCUUCCUAUGGUGAUAUAUAUAGCUAUGGGAUCCUCCUUUUAGAAAUGUUUACCGAAAAGAGACCCACAGAUGACAUGUUCCAAGGCACUCUAAAUCUACAUUCCUUUGUCCAAGAAGCUUUGCGUGAACGAGUGGUCGAGAUUGUGGAUCCAAUAAUCUUUCAGGGAGAAGAAGAAGAAACAAUUAUGAAUGGUGCUCAUAAUAAUAGCAACACUAGAAGAAGCAAAAUUCAGGAGUGCUUGAUUUUGAUGUUUGAGAUUGGAAUUGCUUGUUCUGUUGAACAGCCCCAAGAACGUAUGAACAUGAAAAAUGUUGUAACUGACCUUCAUUUGGUCAAAAAGAGACUUCUUAAAACCAGAAUGCAUGCCGGUGGCCAAAUUACAAGUAGACCAUAACAUCAACAGGUAAUAUUGGUACGUAGCUUAGUAGCUUGGUAGCUUGGUGAAGGAGAUUGAUGAGGAGUCCAAUAUAUAGUACUAUUUGAUGAU